AUGGCAACUUCAAUUUCUGCAACUGGGUUUAAAGGAAACUUGUGUUCCUCAUUCCAUGGAACUUGGGCAACUUCAAUGGUGGGGGAAGAUUAUGCCAUGCUGGUGAAAUCAGUGCCAAGCCAUGUGAGAGUUGGGAAGCCAAUCAGAGCACAACCCAUGAUGAAGAACGUCAAUGAAGGCAAAGGUAUCUUUGCACCUGCUGUUGUUGUUGCACGUAACAUCAUUGGCAAGAAGAGGUUCAACCAAAUUAGGGGCAAAGCUAUUGCUUUGCACUCGCAGGUAAUUACUGAGUUCUGCAAAUCCAUAGGAGCUGACGCGAAACAAAGGCAAGGACUGAUUCGGCUGGCGAAGAAGAAUGGAGAAAGGCUAGGGUUCCUGGCAUGA
This is a messenger RNA of Prunus armeniaca (apricot), 384 nucleotides long. The record is from the annotation of a GenBank genome assembly. Lineage: Eukaryota; Viridiplantae; Streptophyta; Magnoliopsida; Rosales; Rosaceae.